Sphaeroforma arctica JP610 is the source of this 413-nucleotide messenger RNA. RefSeq lists its product as hypothetical. NCBI's taxonomy places the organism in Eukaryota, Ichthyosporea, Ichthyophonida. The record is from RefSeq and is a predicted model, not a curated record. The transcript has 3 exons. The annotation marks the transcript as partial.
AUGUCUACCAUAUCUCAUAUAUCCCAUACACGUUUGUGGUAUCAACAGAAGCGCAAGGACCUGCAGCCCAUCGACCGGGUGUUCACUGUGGUCAAAGCGUGCAUUCAGGCACCGUACGAACAGACAGGUGACAGCAGUGGUGAUAGUAAUGUGCAGCCGUCGCCCAUGUACGUGCCUGACUCGCUGUCUCAGGACACACACACACAGUCGGGUACAGCCAACGCUCACGCAAACACCCCCACUACACCCAUCAACCCCUCGCCAGUGCCACCCCCAGGCCCUGCCGGUAAUAUGCCUGCCUCGGCCUUUGAACGUCAAUUCGGCUCGCGCAUUAUAGAGCAGAGUGCGACGUUUGUGCUGUUCCAUUUGAUAAACAACUUCAGCAACUUCCCACCCACCGCCGGCGUUAGCAG